Molecule: messenger RNA, 2215 nt
Organism: Amphiprion ocellaris (clown anemonefish)
Lineage: Eukaryota; Metazoa; Chordata; Actinopteri; Pomacentridae
Product: arrestin domain-containing protein 3-like
Exons: 6
Coding region: 114-1544 (476 amino acids)
Biological process (GO): protein transport
Cellular component (GO): plasma membrane; cytoplasm
Source: RefSeq, a predicted model, not a curated record
CGGUCCUGCAUGUGCCACCGUCAACACGUCACGAAGGAUCUGUGGAGAAAUAACGAACAGCGAAAACGAGCGAGUGGAUCAGUUGCUUUUUAGAUUACAGUUCCUGAGCCACAAUGCCUUCAAUCAGAGCCUUCACGAUCACUUACGACGCGCUGAAUGAGUACGGGACGUUUUCCGAGGGUGACACGAUAACUGGAAGUGUAACACUGGCCUUAUUGAAGGAAACCAAAGUUGAAAGCUUGUUUGUCAAGGCCAAAGGAGACGCAGACGUACGCUGGACGCAUAAAAGCGGCGAUCGCACCCAUACGUACUCUGCGCACAGGAGAUACUUCAAACUAAAGCAGUUUCUAAUCCCAGAGGGCUCCAAGGACACUGUUCUACCACAAGGCAACCAUGUCUAUAGAUUCAGCCUUAACAUACCUCCAGGAAGCAUGCCGUCAUCCUUCAAGGGCCAUCAUGGAAAGAUCGUCUACAUGCUGGUAGCAAAGCUGUCCAGGAGCUGGAAGAUUGACAGUGUAGCAGAAAAGGAGCUCAACUUUGUGUCCAAGUGUGUUCCAAAUCUUCAUGCUCUGAGGAUGCAACAAGUUGGUUCAACAAAGAAAGAGACAGGGAUUUUCUCCAGAGGACAGGUACACAUGGAUGCCACUGUUGACAAGACAGCUUAUGCUGCAGGUGAGACAAUGGUGAUCACUGCAAAAAUCAACAACUCUACAUCCAGUGACAUGAUACCCAAAAUUAGUUUAGUCCGGGACGUUGUGUACCGGGCCAGUAGCAGCAACAAAUUUGAGAGCCAAACUGUCCACAAAGUAGUCGAAAACUGUGUUAAAUCUCAGACACAGAGGGAGAUCCGAUGUGGAAUAAAGAUUCCUUGUGAUUACCUGCUGACAAUCCAGAAUUGUGAGAUUAUCACAGUGGAUUACCAUUUAAAGGUAUAUCUGGACAUCAGCUUUGCUUUCGAUCCAAAGAUCAAGUUCCCGGUGGUUAUCUUACCUCCCGACAUAGUUUCUGGAUUUCAGAGUGGUGUAGCCAUGGGCCCCUCUCCAGGUGGCGCUGUUGGGGGCCCAAGCCACAGCGACUUUCCUCCCCCUCAGGUGUCUAUGGGUCCCUACCCUGCAUCUCCACAUUCAGGCGGUUAUAGAUACCCAGCUGUCCAAAGUUAUUCAGCACCACCACCUGCGUACCCAGCUAACCCACCGAUGUAUACUGGUCCACCAUGUGUCUACCCAAGUCAGCCAACACACAUGUCAGAGGGCUACAAUAACCCAGUGCCACAGCAGCCUUCUCCAUAUGGGUCUCCAUUUUCAUCCUCAUCGUCAUCUUCGGUGCUUCACCCUCCACCCGCUGUCCCAAGAUUUCACUCCCCUCCAUCUGCCCCAGAGAUCCAGCCAUUUCCUCCUGCUAUAUCCCCCUCAGCUCCAACAUACAACCUGCUGCCUUCUGCACCAAUGAUGCAUACAGAUUUCCUGUCUCAAUCAGAUGAAGGUCCUCCAGCAUAUGCCUUACUUUUUCCAUCUUCCACAACUGAAACAUCUGAUGGAAAAUAAUUAACUAAAUGGCUGAUGACACAUCAGUUAGUUACUAGAGAACUACACCACUAAUAGCUAAAAAUGUUCGCCAAAUCAUCAUCUAUAUUGUGUCUUUAACAAGUGUAGGCUUUUACACUGUAUGCAAUUUUGUUUUCUGGUCAGUUCAGGUCACCAGUUGGCUUUGUCCAGCUACUAAUGUAGUAUUACAACCUCAGUCAUCAGGAUACACUGUGCUUUAUAUGCCUUUUUCAAUGUGUCCUUUUCCUUGGCAUUAGUUUCUAGUUUCUAUGUGUUUACUCAUUCUACCUCAGUCUUCUGUUAUUGGCUGCCUAAAAGAAGUUGGAAACAUUCUAUGAACAUCCAUCCAUCCAUUAUCUAUACACCACUUUACCUUCUGUAGGGUCACAGGGUGGCUGGAGCCUAUCCCAGCUGACUUUAGGCAAUGGCAUUCUGUAAACAUGCAAAAGAAGAAAUCUUUUAUUUUUUUAACUAAAGUGUAUUACUAAGAGGUCAUGUGUAUAUAUAUAUAUAUAUAUAUAUAUAUAUAUAUAUAUUCCCCUAUACUUGUCAGUCUGUCGAGUUUAGUGAAAGACAAUUGUCAGUUUUGUUACAUUUUGCACCUGAAUUAAUAUAUUUUGAAACUGCCAGUGUUUUCUCUUGUAGAUUUUAAUAAAAAGCUUCUUUGUGAA